Messenger RNA from Lagopus muta (rock ptarmigan), 4282 nucleotides. It is a transcript of the gene RNF123, whose product is annotated as ring finger protein 123. The coding region runs from base 171 to 4097 and encodes 1308 amino acids. Gene Ontology annotation, molecular function: ubiquitin-protein transferase activity; protein binding. The transcript is spliced from 39 exons. Gene Ontology annotation, cellular component: cytoplasm. Lineage: Eukaryota; Metazoa; Chordata; Aves; Galliformes; Phasianidae. The record is from RefSeq and is a predicted model, not a curated record.
CGUGGCCCUCGCGGCUCGCCGUAGCGCGGUGGCGGCGGCGGCGGCGCGCCCGGGCUGGCGGUGCAUGAACCCACAAGAAAGGGAGAAGUCCUCAGGUGGCAGCAUCCUCCCCAAAAGUUCUGUUCUAGCUGUCUGUGUUACCUCCGCUCUGGAGCUGGUGCCUGUGAAGAAUGACCUCUCGGGGUGCUGGGACGGCUCUGUCAAGGAAGAACUACCGGCUGAGCACUGGGCCAGACAAGUCCAAGGUUGCAGGGAUUGUGAACAGCAGGCUACUGAAUGACUAUCUGCAUCGGGUCUUCUCCAGUGCUGAUGGGAACCAGCCUGCAGCUGCUUACAGAAAGCACCUGACGUUCCAGAACCUGCAGGAGCACCUCGACCGGUUGCUAGCAGAGGAGAAUGGCUCUGAAGACAGCCAAGAUCAGUUGACAGAGGGCCGGCUCGGUCCCUCUACUGUGGUGCUGGACCACACGAGUGGCUUUGAGGGGCUCCUGCUGGUUGAUGAUGACUUACUUGGGGUGAUUGGCCACAGUAACUUUGGCUCUAUCAGGGCCACAACGUGCGUGUACAAAGGGAAAUGGAUUUAUGAGGUGCUUAUCUCCUCCCAGGGACUCAUGCAGAUUGGCUGGUGUACUCUCAACUGCAGAUUUAAUCAGGAGGAAGGAGUUGGAGAUACUCCAGAUUCCUAUGCGUAUGAUGGCAAUAGGGUGCGCAAGUGGAACGUGACCACUACCAACUAUGGCAAAUCUUGGGCUGCAGGAGACAUCGUCAGCUGUCUGAUAGACCUUGAGGAAGGCACUAUUGCUUUCUGCCUAAACGGCAUCUCUCUAGGAACUGCUUUUGAUAACAUCACGAGAGGUGCUGGAAUGGCUUACUUCCCUGCCAUCAGUCUCUCGUUCAAAGAGUCUGUUGCUUUUAACUUUGGAAGCCGUCCACUUCGUUAUCCAGUGGAAGGCUACCGCCCCUUGCAAGACCCUCCUGUUGCAGACCUCGUGAAGGCUCGCAGGCUGCUGGGCUUCCUGAAGAAUGUGAUCCAUAUCGGGAUCGAUGUGACGGAGGGGAAGCUGGUGGAGAAGGAUGCAUCCAUGUGGCAGCUGCAGGGAGAACCCACAGUGCUGAUUACAUUGGCCCACAUCUUCAAUUAUUUCUCCCCUCUUAUGUGCAAGGUGUACCUGGUGGAAGAUGUGCUCAUGACCUUCCUGUUGAGCAUCCUGGAGCGAGGAGGGGCAGUGGAGGCCCAUCCCCUUAUUCAGCAGCUGCUGGAUCUCAUGUGGCUUCUCAUGGAGGAAUAUGAAGUGCACGAGUGCCUCAAGCAGCUACUGAUGUCCCUGCUGCGGGCCUACAGGUUCUCUCCUAUCAUCCCAGACCUAGGAUUACAAAUUCACUACCUCCGGCUCACCAUUGCAGUCUUGAAGCAUGAGAAAUCCAGGAAAUAUCUCCUCAGCAAUGUUCUCUUUGAUGUGCUCCGUUCAGUUGUGUUCUUCUACAUUAAGAGCCCGCUGCGUGUGGAGGAGGCUGGUUUGCAGGAGCUCAUUCCCACCACGUGGUGGCCAAACCGCUUCACCAAGGAGGGCAAGGAGAGUAAGGAGGUGAAGGAGGAGAGUGCUGAGGAAAGACUGAGGCGGCGGGCGUAUGAAAGAGGCUGCCAGCGGCUCAAGAAGCGCAUUGAAGUGGUGGAAGGUCUCCAGGUUCAAAUUCUGAAGCUGCUGCUGAACAACAAGGACAGAGGAGGGGGGGAAGCAUCCAGAUACAUCUUCCUGAACAAAUUCCGCAAGUUUCUUCAGGAAAAUGCUAGCAAUAGAGGGAACUUGACUGUGUUGUGCCCACCAGAGUACAUGGUGUGCUUCCUGCACCGGCUCAUUGCUGCCCUGCGUUUCUUCUGGGAUGGCCACAAGGCAAAGGCACCUGCUGCGCUGAGCAGUGAAGAGGCAUAUGUCCCUCCCCAACUUUUCUAUAAUGGGAAGGUGGAUUAUUUUGACCUUCAGCGACUCGGAGGUCUUCUGUCUCACCUCAAGAAGACUCUGAAAGAUGACCUGGCUGCAAAAGCCAAUGUCCUAAUUGACCCUGCGGAGCUGCAGGCAGUGACUAUGGAUGAUCUGGAUGAAGAUGAGGAAUCAGCAACAUCAGCAGCACAGUCUCAGCGUCCCUCUGCCACCCUAGCCAUUGGUGGAGCUCUUGCCAGACCUGGCUGGCUCAGCUCUCCCACCCUGGGCCGUGCCAACCGUUUCCUCAGCACAGCGGCCGUCAGCCUGAUGAACCCACGGCGACCUCUUGGUACCCUUGAGAAGGUCAAAGUACGCACUCUAAGUGUGGAACAGCGUACAGAGGAGGACAUUGAAGGCAGCAAUGGAAAUGAGGGUCUCUUACUGGGGAGACCUCCAGAGGAGCCAGACCAGCCCAUCACAGAGAACUCCCUCCUGGAAGUCCUGGAUGGGAUAGUGAUGAUGUACAACCUCAGUGUCCACCAGCAGCUUGGGAAGAUGGUUGGUGUGUCAGAUGAUGUGAAUGAGUAUGCUAUGGCACUGAAGGACACAGAGGAAAAAAUCAGCCGCUGCCCAAAGAGAAGGAGAGACAUCCAUGAGGAGCUGCUGAAGAGCCAGAAGGUCUUCUCUGAGAAACUCAAUCACCUAAGCCGACGCCUUGCCUGGAUAAAUGUCACCAUCUAUUCAAAGGAGAAGAUGCAGGAUAUCUACUGGCUGCUGAGAGUGUGCAUCCGCACCAUUGAGCAUGGUGACAGGACAGGCUCGCUUUUUGCUUUCAUGCCAGAGUUCUACCUCAGCGUGGCUAUGAACAGCUACAGCGCACUCAAGAACUACUUCAGUCCUGUCAAUAGCAUGGAGGAACUUCCAGGCUAUGAGGAAACCCUGAUGCGCCUCGCUGCCAUCCUGGCCAAACACUUUGCUGACUCAAGGAUUGUGGGCACAGACAUCCGGGACUCCCUGAUGCAGGCACUGGCCAGCUAUGUCUGCUACCCCCACUCGCUGCGUGCUGUAGAGAGGAUCCCAGAAGAGCAGCGGAUCUCCAUGAUGAAGAACCUCCUGGCUCCCUACGAGCAGCGGCCCUGGGCGCAGACCAACUGGAUCCUCGUCAGGCUGUGGAGGGGCUGUGGCUUUGGAUACAGAUACACGCGGCUCCCACACUUGCUGAAAACCAAGCCUGAGGAUGCCAGCCUCCCCAGCCUGCAGAAGCCGUGUCCCUCCACCCUGCUGCAGAGGCACAUGGCAGACCUGCUCCACAGCGACUGUGACUUGGCCCCCAGCUUCCUGAACAGCGUCCUCAACCAGCUGAACUGGGCUUUCUCCGAGUUCAUUGGCAUGAUUCAGGAGAUCCAGCAGGCCGCAGAGCGCCUGGAAAGGAACUUUGUGGACAGCCGCCAGCUGAAGGUGUGCGCCACGUGCUUCGACCUAUCGGUCAGCCUGCUCCGCGUGCUGGAGAUGACUGUCACUCUUGCCCCCGAGAUCUUCCUGGACUGGAAUCGCCCAUCGUCGGAGCUGCUGCUUCGGAGGCUCGCCCAGCUCUUGAACCAGGUGCUGAACCGUGUGACAGCUGAAAGGAAUUUGUUUGACAGAGUGGUCAACCUCCGUCUGCCAGGACUGGAGAGCGUGGACCAUUACCCGAUCCUCGUAGCUGUGACAGGAAUACUGGUCCGGCUGCUGGUGGACAGUGAUGCUCAGGGGGCUGAGCGCGCGACGGCAGUGCUGCUGGCGGACCCCUGCUUCCAGCUGCGCUCCAUCCAGUACCUCCUGGGCCACGCUGAACCUGCAGCCAUGGCAGCAGCUGCUGCGGCCACAGAGAAACGCCACUUCUCCCUGAGCACAUACACGGAGUACAUCAGUGCCGAGGAGCUGUCCAAGGUGGACAAGAUGCUGAGCCAUCUGAGCGAGGAGUCCAAGCAGGCGGCUGCCACCACGCUGCCCACCAGCGAGGAGGACCUAUGCCCCAUCUGCUACGCACACCCAAUCUCUGCCAUCUUCCGGCCCUGCUCCCACAAGUCCUGCAAAGCCUGCAUCAACCAGCACCUGAUGAACAACAAGGACUGCUUCUUCUGCAAGGCCACCAUCACAGGGGUGGAUGAUUUCACCAAGCCGGCCGGCUCCUAAUGCCUGGCCCUGCACGUGGGUCUGUCCCUAACACAGGACAGGGGCUGCAGGGAGGGAGGGGCCAUUCUCAGGGAGGGGAGCGCGAGGCCUCAUUCCCACAGCAGCCCCGCAUGCAGUGAGCGCUGCCUGGGGCCGGGCUGUGUGUUUGGGCUUUGAGACUUCGGCCCUGGCUGGGGGCUGACUUC